CUGUCGCGUUUCCGAGAAGUGCGUGAGCGUGGAAAUGGUAGCAAGAUGGCGGCGUUGAAGGAGGAGCAGUGUUACGGACUGUCUUGUGGAAGAGUGAGCAAUGGCAGCAAUAUCUCAGUCUUUCACGUUAAACUUACUGACAGUGCUUUGAGAGCGCUGGAAGACUAUCAGAGCAGUAAGGGUCUUUCUGCUCAACCACUAAUACGAUUCACUGGAAAUCAAGGGAAAAUCUCAAUACCCCAGUCCACGAGUCCAAAUGAUCUGCGAACGUUUACGUUCUAUCUGUCUAAUGUGGGGAGGGAUAAUCCCCAGGGCAGCUUUGACUGCAUCCAGCAGUACAUUUCAAGUGAAGGGAGCAUACAGCUGGACUGCCUGGGAGGGAUCCAGGAUAAGAUUACAGUGUGUGCCACGGACGACUCGUACCAGAAGGCCAGGCAGAGCAUGGCUCAGGCAGAGGAGGAGACACGCAGCCGCGGUGCCAUUGUCAUCAAGCCCGGUGGGAGAUACGUGGGUAAACGGGUCCAGAUCCGGAAAGCAGCGAUGGCCCUUUCGGACGUGGCCCCAUCGCGGCGCUUCUCUCGUCCUGUGCUCAUCUCCAGCAACAUGAAGAAGAGUACGGCGCUGCCGCGGCCACUCAGGGAGCGCCUUGUCCACUUACUUGCCCUCAAACCCUACCGCAAGCCUGAGUUGCUGGUGCGCCUUACGAAGGACGGCCUCUCACCCCAGGAUAAAGAUACUUUGGACAGCCUCCUGCAACAGGUGGCUAAUCUGAAUAACAAGGACAACACCUUCACAUUGAAGGACUGUUUGUUUAAGGAAGUUCAGAAGGAUUGGCCUGGCUACACUGAGGUAGACCAGCAAAUCCUAAAGAGGAUCCUUGUACGGAAACUGUGCAAGCCUCAGAGCAGUGGUCCAGUGCCUGGGGAGAAUCCAGUCAGCCCGCACAAAGAACAGGCCAGUAGCUCUCCAUCUCAGAAAAGGACUACUGAAGAUUUUAUUGACCCCCUGGCAAGCAAGAAGCCCAGGAUAUCACAUCUGACCAGCAAAGGAUCAGCACCCGUCAACGGAAAGUUGAACUCUUCAAACGGGAAGGACUCGUGCGGUUUAUCCAGCGCCCCGCUUCCGCUACUGGAUCUAUCUCAGCGUCUUGAGCCGCUGUCGGAUGUCAGCAACGACUCCAGCCACAAUGGCCGGGACUGUGAAGGCCAGGAGGCAGCGGUGGCUGAGAGGCUUAGCCAAACAACAGCCAUCACAGGGGGCUCUCUGCAGAAAGAGGCGGUGUUAGGCUCCGCACCUUCGGCACCCGGCAGCCUGGAAGGAUCAAAGAACCGUAGCACCUCACCCUCGCUGCAUGGCAAGUCCAAGAAGUCCAAAAAACGCAAAGAUAAAGACAAGUCCAGAAAGAAAGAUCCAGAGAAGGAGAAGAGGGAGAGGAAAGGAGCGGGGGACGGUGAUGGGUUGAAGAAAUUGUACAAGGUUACUACAAGUCCAGACCUGAGCAUGAUGAGUAUUCCACAUAAAAGCUCAGAUCUGAAUGGAAUGUUGAACAGCUCCAGUAUUCCUGCAUCUUCAUCUGUCAUGGCAGACUAUUUACUAAAAUACACUGAGAUUGGCUCCCAGGAGCAGCGUCAGAGCUAUAAGAAUGACUUUAACGCAGAGUAUAGUGAGUACCGAGGACUCCACGCACGAAUAGAGGGUAUCACCCGGCAAUUCACUGUGCUGGACGCUGAGCUUAAACAGCUCCAACAAGGCACAGAUCAAUAUAAGACAAUCCACAAUCAAAUACUUCAAGAGUAUCGCAAAAUAAAAAAGACUAAUCCCAACUACAGCCAAGAGAGGAACCGCUGUGAAUAUCUCCACAACAAACUGGCACAUAUAAAGAAACUUAUAGCAGAAUAUGAUCAGCAGCAAAUUCAGCAUUGGCACUAAUCGUGUGUGUGUGUGGUGUCCCCCCCACCCCCCUCCCCCUCCCCCCCUUUUUACCUUCUGGAAACAAGACCAUGAGAGAGAAACUCUGGAUUCUGGGGAGUUUUCUUUAUUUCUUUUUUUCUGGAUUGCUCUAAAACAGCAAUUGCUCUAGAGAAAAAUGGCCAUAAAGAGAGUAUUCUUGCUCCCCCCCUCUCCCCCACCACCACCAUAAAGAGGGCACUACAGGCAGUUAUCAGUUUUCUUUUUCCUUCCCACCCCCCAUUUUUGCAGGGGGUUGGGUGGGUGGUGUUUUACACUGCAUAUGGAAAAGUCUUCUGGGCAUCGGUUCCCUCUCUAAUAGCACAUAGGUCUCCUAUAAAAAAAAAAAAAUUUAAAAAAACAGAAGACCUUGGAAUUUUUUUCCCUUGCUUUAUCAACUGGGGCAGGCAACACUGAAACCAAUUUCUCAAAGUUUCGUACUUUGUUUAUUAAAAAAAAUUAAGAGAAAUACCAUGUUUCCCCAUAUAUUGAAUGGAAGGUACUCAUAUUAUUAUUUAUUCUUUCGUCUUCCUGGGGGUUUAUACCAGAUCUGUUGUACACUCCUCAGUAUGAGCUCUAAACUUUUUUCCAAGCUUAAAAAAAAAAAAAACAGUAUUUUAUGCAAAUGCUGCCUUUGGUUCCAGGUAGUCCAUAGUUUGCAGUUCAUGAAUUCAUUAAGUUUAUUCUCUGGCUUAUGCAGGGACUCUCCUGAAUAUCUCAAGCCAAGCCAGUUUAGCCUAUUUUACACUGUGUGUGAUUUUGUACCGGUCUCUUCCAUGCAAUGGAUGUUGAUGAUAUGCCUACAGGUGGGACAAUGGUGUCUGUGUGUAAAGGCUUUGACUGUAUGCUGUUGAUUUACUUUCUGGCUUGGUUGAACCUGCUAUGCCAAAGGUGGUCAUUUUUCCUUAUUUAAUUAAGAGCCUGGGUGUAUGUCAGAGCGAUAGUCAUGUGGAAUGACUGCAGCCGUCUGUGUUUGUGCCCGCUCUUCUAUUAUGUGAAGUUACCUAGUACUAUUAAAUAUGUGCUAAAGCAUUACACCAGCCUUGAUGGACUUGGUUUUCAAGUCAUGUUUAUCAGGUAAAUUAUAUACAAGAUCCCUCAAAUAUGGCUAUAUCCCUUUAAAGUAUCAAGACUUGUGCACACAUGGUGAGAUCCAGGGAGUAAGCAGGAGUAUGAGCUGGAUAUGUGCUGUACUGGUAUUUUUAUCUGCUAGCCCUUUUUGGUAACGUAGAGCUCUAUAUCGACUGCAGUUUGGAAAAAUAUGUACGAAGACCUCUCCCCACCCUUACCCCAAUUCACCCCAUGCAGUUAUAUAACUGAACUUAUUUAAGCGCCAGCAUUUUGAGAUGACGGCUAACCCAUAAUGCAGGAUCAGUCUCUGAGUAUUUGUCAUCCUUAGUAUUCACCUUUCAGUUGCAUUGAAUUCGAGAACAGAGUCUGAGCCCCUGUCAUGUCUGUAAAGAUGUCUGAAGAAUGAUUUUAAAAUUGACAGCUGUCUAGAAAUAGUUCACCUGUUCAAUCUUACCUGAAGAAUCUUUUCUGAUAUUGAGCUUUUUAUGUUUAAAUAUUAAAAUUCUGCACUUUG
Messenger RNA from Ictalurus furcatus (blue catfish), 3532 nucleotides. RefSeq names its product elongation factor RNA polymerase II (gene ell). The record is from RefSeq and is a predicted model, not a curated record. Gene Ontology annotation, molecular function: cis-regulatory region sequence-specific DNA binding. Gene Ontology annotation, cellular component: transcription elongation factor complex. Gene Ontology annotation, biological process: snRNA transcription by RNA polymerase II; positive regulation of transcription elongation by RNA polymerase II; transcription elongation by RNA polymerase II. Lineage: Eukaryota; Metazoa; Chordata; Actinopteri; Siluriformes; Ictaluridae. The transcript has 12 exons. The coding region runs from base 46 to 1929 and encodes 627 amino acids.